AUUCUGGACUUUGGAUUGGCGAGGCAUACGGACAGCGAGAUGACCGGUUACGUGGUUACAAGGUGGUACAGAGCCCCAGAGGUGAUACUUAACUGGAUGCAUUAUACGCAAACAGUUGACAUCUGGUCUGUGGGCUGUAUAAUGGCUGAGAUGAUAACAGGAAGGCCUCUGUUCAAAGGAAAUGAUCAUCUGGACCAACUCACAGAAAUAAUGAAAAUAACGGGUACACCAACUCAAGAUUUUGUUCAAAAACUGCACAGUCAAGAUGCAAAAAACUAUAUCAAAAGCCUCCCAAAAGUCCAGAAAAAAGACUUUGCAUCCAUCUUGAAGUAUGCGAAUCCUUUGGCCGUAAACCUUCUGGAGAAGAUGCUGGUGCUGGAUGCAGAGAAGCGAGUCACAGCAGCUGAGGCUUUGAUGCAUCCUUACUUUGAACCAAUUCAUGAUCCUGAGGAAGAAAUUGAAGCUGAGAAAUAUGAUGACACAUUUGAUAACAUGGAUCUUCCACUGGAUGAGUGGAAGCGCAUUACAUAUAAAGAGAUACUGAACUUCAAGCCAUCACAAACAUUGGAGUCAAAGGAGACUUCAGUGUAA
Mesitornis unicolor (brown roatelo) is the source of this 591-nucleotide messenger RNA. Its product is annotated as mitogen-activated protein kinase 12-like. Gene Ontology annotation, molecular function: MAP kinase activity; ATP binding. The transcript is spliced from 6 exons. Gene Ontology annotation, cellular component: cytoplasm; nucleus. Gene Ontology annotation, biological process: intracellular signal transduction; protein phosphorylation. The record is from RefSeq and is a predicted model, not a curated record. The annotation marks the transcript as partial. NCBI's taxonomy places the organism in Eukaryota, Metazoa, Chordata, Aves, Mesitornithiformes, Mesitornithidae.